Messenger RNA from Malus domestica (apple), 522 nucleotides. Its product is annotated as F-box/kelch-repeat protein At3g23880-like. The record is from RefSeq and is a predicted model, not a curated record. NCBI's taxonomy places the organism in Eukaryota, Viridiplantae, Streptophyta, Magnoliopsida, Rosales, Rosaceae.
AUGCGUAAGAAUCUUGCUUUGUGGAACUCGUCAAUUCAAAAGUUCAAGAAGAUUCCUCUCCCAACCUUUGAGAUUGAGCAGCAGCGAUCCUUAUUUGGGGUGACCCCUGAAUAUGGAUUCGGGUACGAUUCAGCUAAUCACGAUUAUAAAAUUUUGGCAAUUUUGAAUUUUAAUAGGAGGGAUGAUGCUUAUGUCCCUGUGAGUUCUCAAGUUAGUAUUUAUAGCCUAAAAUUCAACUCAUGGAAAAAGAUCCCGGAAUUGCCUUGCGAUGGUUUCUAUGUGCAGACGGGGGAUGUGGUGUUUUUGAACGGUGCUAUGAGUUGUUUGAUGCGGAAAUCAGAUUCAGAUAAAAAUCGAUGCAAAAUUAUAGCCCUUGAUCUUGCCAGCGAGAAGUAUAUAAAUGAAGAAGAUGAUGCAGAAAGAGAGAGAGAUGGAGAGAGCAGAGAAUAUGACUCUGCAAAUGUUUCUUCACUGUUUCAUUCCACCAAGAGUGAGAGAAGAAAAAGGUCUCUCUCCUCUUAA